This is a messenger RNA of Melitaea cinxia (Glanville fritillary), 1892 nucleotides long. RefSeq names its product E3 ubiquitin-protein ligase Hakai (gene Hakai). Lineage: Eukaryota; Metazoa; Arthropoda; Insecta; Lepidoptera; Nymphalidae. Gene Ontology annotation, biological process: regulation of cell adhesion; protein ubiquitination. The record is from RefSeq and is a predicted model, not a curated record. The coding region runs from base 155 to 1261 and encodes 368 amino acids. Gene Ontology annotation, molecular function: ubiquitin protein ligase activity. The transcript has 8 exons.
AUACAUCUAUACAUCUGUAUUAAUUUUAAGUAUAAUUUUAUUAUUCUAAUUCAUAGAGAACUAACAAAUAUCAGCCGACGAACUGUCAAUGUGUCAACGUAUAUAGUUGUGCCUUCCAAUUCAUCCAGUUAUUCGUAGUUAAAAAGAGUUUUCAAUGAAUGGAGAGAAAAAAAAUGCUCGUGGUAGAGGUCGUGGUCGUGGGCGAGGGAGGGGACGUGGUAGAGGUAGAGGCAGGGGCAAGAAAGUGCCUAAAGUGAUGUCGUCUGAUGAAGAAGAAUGUUCUGUGGAGGAAACCACUCAAGACCAAGAGGAAACAGUGCCGGAAGAUGUAAAAGAAGAACCUGAACCCGCAGAACCGGUUAAAUUGGAAGUACCAUCAGAUAUAUCUCAAUUAGAAGCUCCUGUGUUCACAACACUUCAGCGGGGACCACCAGAACCAAUGUUGCGAUUAGAUUGGAGUCACCGAGCCACGCUCAUAGGGGAAAAAGUGCUUAACCCCAUGAUAUAUUGUUGCGAUAUUUGCUCAAAACCCAUACUUAUCUAUGGCAGGAUGAUACCUUGUAAACAUGUUUUCUGCUUAUCUUGUGCAAGAGCAGAUCACACACAUUGUCCACGAUGUAGAGAGAAGGUAUUACGAGUAGAACAAACUGGUCUUGGCACUGUUUUUAUGUGCACUCAUUCAGGUACAAGAUACGGCAACACAGGCUGUCGGAGAACAUAUCUGUCUCAGAGAGACCUGCAAGCACAUAUCAAUCACAGACACGUGUCCUCUGGUGCUGAAGUCAAGCAGGAACCAGAGCCACCACCGACUUCCGUUGCUAUUGUUAAACCUUUAUCGGUUUCAGGAGGCAGUAAUGAUCCCCGAGCACAUUCUCUAACUCACGCUACAGCAGAACGGCCUCGAGGAGCCCGCACUAAUCUCAUCACCGUUCCAAUACAUGACCAACCCGAGUCUCAUAAUUACUACAAUUACUAUCAGACGCCGCAGCCAGUGCCGGCGCCACUAAGCGGUGCGGUGCUGCCUCACACCUUGUCUGUGCCGCCACCCUACUACCAGCCCUACGCGCCGCCCGCGCCCUACGUACCGCCCGCAGGAACAAUGACAACUAAUGUAGCAGGUGUCUCCCCAAUGCCGAACUCCGUCCCCAUAGCACCAGUGAACCCUAUGCCAGAAACAAGCCGUUGGCCAGAUGGGGGCUACCAACAGUCCAACGUUCCCGUACAACAGUGGCCACAAAAUCAACAUCACUACUACCGGUAGCAUUAAAUGUGUACAGACAAUUAUACGAUUAAAGUGAUAUUGGCGCGCGUGUGUGCUCAUAUUUUUAAAUACACAGCUUUCGUUUGUGACAGUGGUAAAUUAGACGUUAUUAGAGCAAGACGUGGAGUGAUUCCUGUUAAGGAAUAAAACUUUUCUUUUAAAUAAUUUUGAAUUUGGAAUACGGAUUAAAUUAAUUAAUAAUCUGUAUUUAUAAAAUUUCGAGGCAGAUGUAACGACGCGCGCCAAAAUGAUUGAAACUAUACCACUAUUAGUGGAUGAACUAUAUAUUAUUUAUAAGAAAUUAAAAUACUUCGAAUAAACUCGAUUUAAUGAGAAACUUAAAUGAUGUUAAUUGAAAGAAAAUGGUCACACAAACAUUUUUCACUGCGACCAUAGUCUGUCGUAAAAAAACGUAACUGAUUUUUGUUGCUAUGUGCUAUAUAAAAAUAUAUUUUUUUCAUUUUACAUUCAGUUUAUAUAUAACGUAUUAUUAAACUGGCAUCCUUCCAUUUAACCCUAGACUUACAAACGUUAUCUGGAACUUACGAAUUAUUAUACUAGUGCUUAAUAUUGUUGUUGUUAUAAUCUAUACAAAUAAAUAAAAUUGGACUGUCUGUUUUUAAUAUUAAAA